UUCCACAGAAGCAGAAGGAAGCGGAGUUUCCGGCUGUUUGCAGCGCACACAGAGGACCGCUGACGCCGCGAAACCCGACACAAACGCCGCCGGUCCGGGGGGGCUCCACGUCCAACGUCGGUGCGGUCGUCUGCUGUAACACUGGGGGACUUGAGGGUUUGUGUUGAGCAUUAUAGACCGACCUGUGAUUGGAGCCACACCGGACAAACGAGCGGCACAAGGCGGGCGUGAGCCACCACCAGCUACCGGCGGCAAUGGCCAGGGACUACGAUUACCUCUUCAAGCUGCUCAUCAUCGGUGACAGCGGAGUGGGGAAGAGCAGUCUCCUUCUACGAUUUGCAGACAACACAUUUUCAGGUAGCUAUAUCACCACGAUCGGGGUUGACUUCAAGAUCCGGACUGUGGAGAUCAACGGAGAGAAGGUCAAGCUCCAGAUCUGGGAUACGGCAGGACAGGAGCGCUUCCGAACCAUCACCUCCACAUAUUACCGGGGCACACAUGGGGUUAUAGUGGUAUACGACGUCACCAGUGCAGAGUCAUUUGUCAACGUCAAACGAUGGCUUCAUGAAAUAAACCAGAACUGUGAUGACGUGUGCCGAAUAUUAGUGGGGAACAAAAAUGAUGACCCAAACUCUAAAGUGGUGGAGACGACAGAUGCACAGAAGUUCGCAGAGCAGAUGGGCAUUAGCCUGUUUGAGACUAGCGCGAAAGAAAACAUCAACGUGGAAGAGAUGUUUAACUGCAUCACGGAGCUGGUGCUCAAAGCCAAGAAGGACGUGCUCGCCCGACAGCAGCAGCAGCAACAGAAUGACGUGGUGCGACUCACUCGAAACAGUAAACGAAAGAAAAAGUGCUGCUAGCAAACUCCCCGCUAACCUCACAUUUUUGUCAUCGACCCACAUGCAUUUUACACCCACGGGACUCAGAGCAUCUAAAUUAAAGAUAAAGUUUAAUAAAUAUACAGUUUAAAAAAUGGAAAAUGUCCCCUUUGGACUAAUCAUAAAGACUUUAAAGUGUACAGAUUUUAUUAGACGUCAAAGCAAGUUUUAUUUGCAUUUCAGCAGAUGGGCACUAUCGCAUAUAUAUCGAGACCCUUGUUUGUGUAAGGGUCUGGAGCUUACAACUGACGCCAUGUUGCAUUCACUGUCCCAUCUCCGCCCUCUUUUUCCUCCUCAUUUUCCUCUUCCUCCUCUCUCCACUGCACACGGGACAUUCAGAGCCAAAACCUCUGCGUCUUCGAGAAGGAGGAUUAAUUUUUGUGGAUCUAUUUUUCUGUGGUAAUUUUUUUUUUCUUUUCUUCUCGGAAGCUCUUUGAAGGGUUGUUAGUUUGAAAGAAGUUUGUGAUGGUUUUAGACAUCCGUGUUGCCACCUCAAUGCAUUUUAAUAUGGAAUUAAAAUCACAACAUAGAAUAAUAGCGACAAACUAACCCACAAAUGGACAGAACUGCUGACCUGUAGUUUUUUAACUGUCUAUAUAUUGCCAAGCUCCCCACCUUGUACCGUCUAACCUCCACUAGUGCUGAGCCAACAACGUGAUCAGUUUUAUUCCACCAUUUUUAAAGUGCAACACAGCAGUGAAACUUGGUGAUGUACCACUUUAACCACCAAACUUCACUGCGGUCUUACUAUGCUUUUAACUCCUCUCAUUUUUAAUACAUGAAUACUGCCAAUAUUAUUAUUAUUAUUAUUAUUAUUAUUAUUAAGAGAACAUGCUCUCAUUGGACUGUUGCCAUAGCGCCCCCAGGUGUUUGGGGGUAUGACUGUUGAAGUGCUCAGGGCUGCCCUCCCUCUUCCACUCUUCUGUCUGAUGGUGUUUUUCUCGCAGCCACAGGCAUCCAUGUCCCAGGACCAUGUCCACAAGUAUCGCGCACGUCUCACACUGUAUAAAAAGAUGGAUAGUUUGUUUUGACCUGUUCUUCUGCACUAUGUAACUUUUCGGCUGGGGGUCCAUCACCUUCUUAUUUCCUUGGGUAUGUCAUUGCUCUACUUCAGAUGUUCCACAGUAUGACAUUAAACAGCUCUACCAUACGUGUAUUCAUUUACAGGUGGUUUUAUAGCUCAAAAAUACCUGAAUGCGAGUAGAGGUGCCUCUCCACAGAUCUGACCGGUAACUUUAUCUGGUUUGGUUUCCAUGAAGAUAGAAAGGAAAGAAAAGAAAAGAAAAGCAUUUGAUGGCCCCUCCACCAGAAAAGUUACACAGUGCAAGUUUUAAAGGAGACAUAUGCAGAAUUCACAUUUUGAGCUUGAGCCUAUUCUAUACAUACCUAUUGGAGCUUGUAUUUAAAUCCAUAAAUCCAAAUUGGUUAUUAUUAUUAUUUCAAGUUUCCAUAGGCACAGACAAAAUUAGAUGCCCUGUAUUUUACCGUUUGACAUAGUUCACCCCCUACUGUGGCCACAUGAGGGCGCCAGAUAUCUAACUUAUAAUUGAGUAGUGCAUCAAAAACAACGUUAAAUUCCAAUGAAAACGUGUUUUUAAAAUAUUCCUUUUAAUGACAAACUUUAUUAUUGGACGCAAGAUCUAGCUUUAGCUUUUAACCCCAAAUUGUCAUUCUUCAGCUAAUAGUGUAUACUACAGUAGCUAUUAGUCUAGUUUGGUUAAUGUUAUAAGAUGACUGAUGGAAGCUGAACUUGAAAAGUUUUGUAAGUGUAUAGAAAGCACGUUGCAUGGAUUGUCAUCAUAAAGCACCUUAGUGGGAUGUGACUCUAAAUGUGAAGAUAUAUUGUCUUGGCUAUAAUGCAUUAAUAGAGCAAUAAUGUAAAAAAGACAUAGAGGAAAAGAUUAUCCAAAUUAUUUUUUUACCUUCAUAUCAACUUAUAUUUUCUAUACAUAAAUUAUGUUGGAGCCAAGCUUCUCUUAUGUGCAAGGAUUUGUCUGGUCUUAUAGGACCCGGGACCCUUUGAGAUGUGGGAAAUGGUGCUUAAUUAGCAUAAUGGCAAGUAGCAAAUGUAUGACAACCAGUCUACUUGAAAAUGUGUGUUUUAAAAUAGGAAUUCUUGCAGCCUACAGCCCUCUAUCAACUUUAGAUUAGCCAAAAAUAGAACUGAAUAAAUAUUAACUGCCACACUUAAAUAUAUGUAAAGCUUUAUGUAUUUACUUUAAUUCGAAGUUAACUCUUCAGCGUCUAAUAUUGCCCAGUAUCCAAGAAGCUAUGUUGUUAUUUUUGUACAUAUAUUAGACUUUUAACCAUAACAAAUUAAAAUUUAAAUGGCAUCUUUUACAUUUCUGUGUAAUAGCUACUCUUGGUAUCCUACAAUGACGAAUAAUCUUAAGGUGCACUACGUAAUUUAUCGGUUGGGGGCGUCACCUGCUUGUUUCUAGUUAUUGCUCUGCUGGGAAUGUUCCGAAGUAUGACAUUAAACAUCUCCACCAUACAUUUAUUCUAUAACAGGUGGUUUUACAGCUCAAAAUAUUUAGAAAAACAGGCAUUCUGACUGUGAGCGGGGUUGCCUCUCCACAGAACUGACCUGUAAAUUGGUCUGGACUGUGUGACAUCCUAGACAAGCAAUAACAUCAUGGAGAAAAGCAUUUGAUGGACCCUCCACCAGAAAAGUUACACAGUGCACCUUUGAUAUUGUUCAAGUGUUUAAAUUGUAUUGUCUCUUGAACUCCUGACUGAAAGAUAAUUCUAAACUAUUUGAUAAGCAACACUGUCCAUCUUUUUAUACAGUAUACAGAAUAGUGGACCUCACUUAACGCCAAGAUGUUUUGAUGUAAUUUUGUUUUUGUGCAUGAAAAGUGUUAAAUAUCUUCUCAAAGCAUUUUCGAGGUGUAAUAUUCAGUUUUGGUCCUGGUUUGCCUGUACACGUUACUGUACAACUGACACGUUACUGGACAUUGUGUUUCAUUGAAAACCGUGGAACUUUGUGAACCAAUGAAAUUCUUCACAAUGCAUCUCUUUUUACUGACAUUUAAACUUUUAUUUUUUUGAUUUGGGAGAACAAGUGAAAGGAAAAGUUGGAUUCUUUACCUCCGCACUUUGGCCAACAGCAGUGGCUGAAAAAAAUGCUAUCUAAACUCAUUCAACCUUAUCAUUUCUAUUCAUUACGUGUAUGUAUAUAUAAAUAUAUUUGUGUGUUAAUAUUCAGUAUGAGACCUGCACACAGAGAGCGUUUGACUGUGCGGCUGUCAACAAAAGAGAAGUUUGAGAUUGACGCAAAUGGGGCUGUAUACAGUAGCUGUAAAGGUAAUUCCAAUUAUAAACUCAUUCUCUGUCAGCAUUUGAAGAUGAAUAUAGCAACCUAGUAUUAAAAAUAAAAACUUUUAUUGUUUUAAAUGUCAAAAUUUAUUAGGAUAAAAGUAUUCAGAUAAUUUAUAUAUUCUAUACUCAUUUCUAUGCAAUUGAAAAGCUGUUGUCUUCAUAUAGACACAAUAUGACUAUGGGGGAGAUAAAUAUUGACUGAAAAAAAGAUUAAUUUACCAUAUUGUUUUUUUCGAUCCUCAAACUAAAUGUGUUUAAUAUUAUAGCUUAAGUACAAGUACAAUCACACCUGUGUAAGGCUAUAAAAUGCUGCCAGAGAUUACAUUAAAGGGACUGUUUGGAAUUUUGGACAUAAGGCCUCAUUUCUUAGUUAGUCAGAGUGUUGGAAAUGUGUGGAAACACUUUUUUAAAUACUCCAUCCAGUCCUUGUAUUUGCAGAGGUCACUGGUGCUAGGCUAGUGCAUGUCAAUGGCCAUAGUUAGCCUGCCACUAAAAACAGUCUUACCCACUCCACAAAACACCCAAAGCAAAACAAUUAUAAUGCCAGACUGUCGAUGUGAAUGUCCGUGACAGUAGAAUAAUUUUUGAAGUAAAACCAAUCUUGCAUUUGAAGGAUUUAUGUCUGAGCAGCAGCAGCGAGUUGUACUUCCUGAUAGAAAGCUUGGCAGUGGCGGACUGACAUAUGAGAAAAUAGUCCCUGACAAAUAAUGCGAUGCAAGUUAAAUUUUAUUUCAAACAUUAUUCUAUCAGCUGGACAGGAUGGAAUAUUUAAAAAAGCGUCUCCACAAGUCUCCAACACUCUGGUUACCAAGGAAAUUAAGUCCUAUGUCCAAAAUUCUGAACUGUCCCUUUAAACUAACCAUAAAACAGGUUAUGCAGUUUGAUAAUUAAAUAGCUAAUUCUGAAUUCUUAGCUGUCAUGCAUCUCUAGUUUGAACCACACAUUGUUUAGAAAAUUUAAGGAACUGCAUACAGCCUUAUUUCAAUUCAAACCCUAAUGAGCAGUGUGUGCAAUGUUGGGAAUCCACUCGGCUGUGGUCUGCUGUACACUGGAACAGAUUUGUACUUUUCAUUUCCCCACAUCAGUUUAAUCAAUGAUCAAUAAAUAAUAUACACUUUAAAGGAACAAUAUCGGACAUGUGACCAUCUCAUCUGUCAGUGGCUUGGUCUUAACUUCAUUUGCAAACCUGUGUCUUUCUGUUUAUUUGCUUUUUCUGUGAAUAAAGAUUAUAUGGGAGGAACUGUG
Boleophthalmus pectinirostris (great blue-spotted mudskipper) is the source of this 5444-nucleotide messenger RNA. It is a transcript of the gene rab35b, whose product is annotated as RAB35, member RAS oncogene family b. The record is from RefSeq and is a predicted model, not a curated record. Gene Ontology annotation, molecular function: GTPase activity; GTP binding. NCBI's taxonomy places the organism in Eukaryota, Metazoa, Chordata, Actinopteri, Gobiiformes, Gobiidae. The transcript is spliced from 6 exons. Gene Ontology annotation, biological process: endocytic recycling. Gene Ontology annotation, cellular component: endosome membrane; plasma membrane. The coding region runs from base 255 to 860 and encodes 201 amino acids.